Molecule: messenger RNA, 1902 nt
Organism: Striga asiatica
Lineage: Eukaryota; Viridiplantae; Streptophyta; Magnoliopsida; Lamiales; Orobanchaceae
Source: the annotation of a GenBank genome assembly
AUCUACUGUGUAUUNGCGUCCCCGCAAGACGCCGCUGUUUUACCUCCCGCCUCCGAGUUAAAGGACACGAAGGCUUCGAGACCUUCCUCCCCUCCCAAUACCUCGAAAACGCCGAUCGGCACCGCGUCCCCGCAAGACGCCGCUGUUUUACCUCCCGCCUCCGAGUUAAAGGACACGAAGGCUUCUUUCUCGUCGGGCUCCGACAGAGAAUCGAUGUCGCCGGAUGCUGAAGGCGGACCUAGUCCAAAUCCGACACCGGUUGCUAAUGUUUCAGCCGGCCGCUCGGAGGGCUCGAGACGGAAGGGAGGAUUGACGGCGAAUCUGGCGAACCCGGAAGUUCUGGACUGUCUUCACUGCCGCAGACCUCUUUUCCCCCGCUUCCCCUUAUUUCAGUGUAGCAAGGGGCAUAUAUUAUGUUCAGAAUGCCGCGUAAAAUACAAUAAUAAAUGCACAAUCUGCCACUGUAAGAUGGGAAUCCAUUGCAGAGGUCUCGAGAAGGUUCUGGAAUCUCUCACCUUCCCGUGUGACAACUCAUCCUCUGGCUGCAGAAAGUUGUUCUCUAGCCAUCGCGAUAAGCUGGAUCACGAGGGGAAUUGCAAGUUCAUCACGUAUUAUUGCCCUUACACCAGCUGCAAAUUCUCUGGCCUGUACAAGUGCUUCUCCAGGCACGUGACUCGGGCACAUCCGAAUUGGGCCACACAGUUUGAUCUUGGCUCGGUCACCAAAAUUGACGGCAAUCACAGCACGACUGUUGUCCUCCAGGAAAGGACCCACAAUACACUUUUUGUGUGCACCCGCUCAGUAGACCCCUUGUGUGGAACUGAAGUCGAUGUGGUAUGUAUGGGUCCCUCGUCUGCUAAGGGUGCCCCAUUCUCGUGCGAUCUCACGGCAAAGGUUUUACCCCGAUUCUCGUCUGAUAAGGACACACCCACGUUGGUGAACAUGAAGAUGGGUGUGGAGUGCGUGCAGGAAAGGACGGACGAUUCCUGCCAGGGGAAGUAUCUUGUACUUCCAGCCAAGUUGAUGGACGAUCAGAGGAGAAGGCUCGAGCUGGAACUUAUCAUAAGGGGGAGCCAAGCUUAGUGGGGUGUGCUUUUGGUUUUUUCAAGCUCUAGUGUUUUUCUUGGCCACGCCUGUUAUUUGGAUAUUUUGCAACCUGUGAUUGUGUUUAACUGUAUUGUGUUCUCUUUGACGUAUUUAUGUGGCUUUGUUGUGUUUUUCAUGCUUGUCGUUGAGAGUAAAAUGCUGAUAAAAGUUGUCGUAGAUUGUUUGCUAUUCUUAGUUUCAGCUAGGCAGGGGAGCACUAAAGUCACUCUAGGGCCGAGUGGGCGGUUCGUUCUCUUUUGGCUUGGCCACCUCGGAGAUAGAGUCUAUGUAUGGCAAAAGAAUUGAUAUGUGCUCUGUGUGCACGAGCAUGUUGCUGCCCCAAGGUUGUUAUUGUGGGACCCGCAUCAGGGGGUGGGGGUCCAUUCUCAAUGCAAGGGUUGUGGGUGGGGUGGAUUGCGUUUGUGCAGGAGUUGACGGACGGACGAACAGACUUCCCCAGUUCCCAAUCCCGUCGUGUCCAAUAUAUGCACCCAACACACUGUAUAGGGAACCAAGUUAUCCAAAGGUUAAAAUAUUUGAUUGUUUUAUAAACAAAACAUUGUUUAAUAAUAAUUUCUUCACAGGAAAAAGAGAGUAACUGAACAAAAUGGAAUGGUUCAAAUUUUGAGCAAUUAAUAGACUUAUGAUGCACUUUUCAUAUCGACCGUUCGAGCAUUCUUCUCACACUCUAGGCUGUUGGCGGAUUUUAUGUGAACUUGGACUAUCUCUGUAAAACCUGCAGACCGCUAGUAAUUGUCGGUAGUCUUUUUUCUGCUGGAGUUCAAUCAACUAUCGGUGUUGACAUGGUGCCCGCCG